Molecule: messenger RNA, 10929 nt
Organism: Mobula hypostoma (lesser devil ray)
Lineage: Eukaryota; Metazoa; Chordata; Chondrichthyes; Myliobatiformes; Myliobatidae
Gene: rab22a
Product: RAB22A, member RAS oncogene family
Exons: 7
Coding region: 164-748 (194 amino acids)
Biological process (GO): vesicle-mediated transport
Molecular function (GO): GTPase activity; GTP binding
Source: RefSeq, a predicted model, not a curated record
UUUGCGUUUGGGUUAUCCGGUGUCUUGCGCCCUGCUUUCUCGUCUAAAGUCACACCCUAUUAAAGGAACGGUUGAUGAGAGUUUUAUCGUCAUUUAUUCUCCAACCGGCGAGAAUUGCCCUCACGGGUAUGUUUGUGGGCUUCUGAAGGCUCGAAGGUUGAUCAUGGCUUUCAGGGAGCUGAAAGUUUGCCUACUAGGGGACACAGGCGUCGGCAAAUCCAGCAUUGUUUGGAGGUUUGUGGAAGAUAGUUUUGACCCGAACAUCAAUCCGACAAUAGGGGCUUCUUUUAUGACAAAAACUGUGCAGUAUCAAAGUGAGUUGCACAAGUUUCUGAUCUGGGACACAGCUGGUCAGGAGCGGUUCCGUGCUUUGGCACCGAUGUACUACCGUGGGUCAGCUGCUGCAAUCAUUGUGUAUGAUAUCACAAAAGAGGAAACGUUGCAAACAUUGAAGAACUGGGUUAAAGAGCUGCGACAGCAUGGACCUCCAAAUAUAGUAGUAGCAAUUGCAGGAAACAAAUGUGAUCUUACUGAUUGCAGGGAAGUACUUGAAAAGGAUGCCAAGGACUAUGCAGAUUCCAUCCAUGCAGUCUUUGUGGAGACCAGUGCCAAAAAUGCAAUUAACAUCAAUGAACUUUUUGCAGAAAUCAGUCGCCGUAUUCCUUCAACAGCUGUCAAUCAAGGAGCAAACAAUAAAGGAUUCAAGUUGAGGAGACCUCCUUCUGACAGAAAACACAAUUGUUGUUGACCAUUCUGGAAGCUCAGACUGACUUGGCAUGUGCAUGCCAGAAGGUUGAAGGAUCCCUGUAAAAACGUUGCUCUAGCAUACAGCCUUUUUGCUGUGCUAUCCUCAAUGGAAGAAUAAUCACUGCUCAUUAUAUUGUCUCAUUCUUCCACAAAAGUGCUUUAUGCAACACCUUGACAGGCACCUUGUCAACUGCUUGUGUUUUUCUCAACAGCGUGCAUGAGAGCAGAAAAGCCAUUGACCAGGGAAUGCUUAAAUUGUGACCUGGAGCUGUCUGAUGCAGAGGUGCAAAGGAAAACCAUUUAAUUUUCCUUUUCAUGUAAAUAGAUUAAGGUAAUACACAACAAAGGGAAACAGAAGCACUUUUUAGUUUAGAUUGUUUUCUAACAAAGAAUCAGACUUCAUUGAAAAUGCACUUUGCAGUUCUCUGCCUUGGUGGAACAGUCUGAAGUAGUUCUGUCAUUAAUACGUAUUGAACUAUUCUGUUCAUAUAACUGCUUCAAAUCUCACAAUAAAAGAAGAACCUGAUCCCUGAGUAAGGCAGCAGUUCAGUCUACAGAGUACACUUGGGAGUGACAGGAUCCAAAAACUUUGAAUUCCCUCUGAUACUGUUACCCUGUGCAAAUAUUAACGCUAUCUGAGUUAAAGUGGUUACUGCUGUUUCUAAGUGUGUGUUAUUUGGAGAAAAAUUGAGAAUGGCUUUAGAUCCAUAGCGGCUGAUUUGAUAAAUACCAGGUUUGAUCUGCUAUUUAUCUGUCUGGUGUCAGGUUUGAUCACCAGCCUCUACCAUUACUUGUUCUGUGCUGAGCAAGGGAUUCUAAGGUUGACUAAGAAGAACCUACUAUUCAUGUUCCUAAUUAUCUGCUGACGAUCUGCUAAUUGUGUAUGCACAUAGGUGACAGUUAAGGACAUGUUGAAUCUCUACUUAGGGUCAAAAACCCCACAAAACCUUAUGUAUGAAUAAUAGUUGGUUGGCUCCAUGAAACUGUACCUGAGCAAGAUAAACUGGGUAACAGUGGCAACAACUGUAAUAUACACAUAAUACCUACGUGCUAAUGUAUGUUCAGGGCAUUCUUGAUCCUUAAAUGCAAUGACAAAAGAUUCUAAUUGAUCUUAAAGAAAAUAAUGCUUUUUUUUAAGAAGUUAGCACAACUUCUAAAAGCGGUUCCUUAAAAUGGUUGUAUUCUUGGGCUGGAAUCUAACAGAAGGAAUCAAGUAAAUGGUGCAUUUUGUUUCUGCUGUCCAACUUGGGUAUGAAGGUAUUUGCAAACCACACUUGCUAAACCGGAUCUUACGUGAGCUUUAACAAGUAUAAAUUAGAGCACUAGUACUGAGGGUCUUAAGGGAACAGCCAUAUUAACACUAGCCUGAUUUCACCACUUACUAAAAGAAUGGACUACCAGAUAGCCAGAGCUUACAGGACUUGGUACUUAACCUAUUUUGUUUGUUGUUAUUGUUAACAGGUGCAGUAAAGGUAAGAGAAUUGUACAUCUUCAACUGGUGAACUCCAUUUAAUAUAGUAAUGUCAGCAAAGCACUUUCAUUAUGGAAGAAUCCAAAUCAAUCUAGACACAAUUGAAUGAAUAAUUCUUGGUUUUGUGCUCUUCAGAAGAGCAUUUCAGCACCAUUUAAUUGGAGUUGCCCACAGGCAACUGAGUGAUGAAGGGGUUUCUGAAGGUUAAUCACAAUAUUCUUUCCAUUGCCUGGCCUUUCGGCAUACCCCACCAGAUUUAUUGAUGUGUUUUUGUUUCCAAGCUGUGUAUGGUUUUUAAAAUCUACAGAUCCUAUUUAUGUGAGUAACUUAGAAGCCUCACACAAAAGAUUCAAAAUGGUUGAGAAAUCUGCUAUUGCAUUACAGAUUAUGAUCGCUCCUUUUAGCUUGAGGUCGAUGUUGAAAGUAGCCCACCCUGACUGCCAUUUAACAUUUAAAUGCGGAUUUUUUUUCUUUUAACAAACUUGUAUGCCAUACAGUAAACAUGUUUAUUAGAAGCUCACAGCAGGGACUGUCGUAUAUACAGGGAGUUGGAAAGCAGUACACAGGGGAGUAGGUGGGCCCAGGCAUUAAAAUGUUGUUUCCACCAACUGCAUUUUGAUGAGAAUAUGAGGAGAAAAUUUAAUGUUGACAGCCACAGUUCUGUCCUGUGGAGUCAUUUCUGCAUUCACACAAGAGGCAGCUGCUUACAUGGUUUUCCCAGUUCAGUUUCUGCUACAGUUUGUGUGACCAGUUCAGUAACAUUUUGUAGGUUAGGUAUAUGUGGUCUGACUUGGUAUCUCAAAUCAGCCUUAGAAAUAAGGAUCUUGAUCGUGCCUUUAAAGAUCUCGGUAUGUCCCAGAGAGACUUGUGUACCAUUCGAGUACUAUGAAGUGUCAAUCAUAUGAUAGUCAAUUUGCAGUAAUCUGCUAUAAAAACAGAUAAGUGCUUUAAGAUCUAGCUUGAGGAAUAACUACCAAAAUUUUGGAAAAAUUUUCACUCUUACCUCCAAGUAUCAAUGGCUGCUUUAAUCUGAAGGACACUACAAGCACUUUCGCAGAUGACUGCAUUGGAGUUUCAACCUGUAUCUGCAACCAUCUUCCUUUGUAGUGGUGUGGUUCUACCCAUUGAGUAUUUUCCUCUUGAUACUUCAUUAUUUCAGUGUCAAACAUCUGUCCAUCUCAGUGAUGAGGGUAAUUGCUCUCACCUUGCUUCUCGAAUUCAGCUCAUAUUUGGACAAAGCUCAGCAGAUGAAAGAUCCUGGUGUUACCCAAACUGGGCCUUGGUGAGCAGGUAAUUGAUGACUGUUGUCAUUUGUCACUCAUUCUUGAGGAAGACCGUGAGAUCCAGUUUUUAGUGUUGUGUAUGGAGAUAACUGAUGAGAUCAAUCUGGGUUUGAAAGUUCCUUUUUAAAUGUUUAGGGAUACUGAUUUUUGAGAUUCUCUUUUCCUCUUUGCCUCAUCUAUUCUAGCUUCCUCUUACGAGCAAGCACUACUUUUUAUGUUGCUAAGCCAAAAAGGACAAUCCCAGUGGGAUGUGUUGACAUUGAAACUAUUAAAAGGUUGAUGUGAAAGUGCUUCCUGAAAAUGUUGCAAGCGAUGGCUUCCACCACUUUGAGUGAGAGCAGACUGUGUGAUAGAUUGUUGAAUUGGAUGUGUUCUGCAUUUUAUAAACUUGACCAUUUUUCACAUUGUUGAGUAGAUGUUGCUUCUUAUUGCAUUGGAUUGGCUUUGCUAGAGGUACAGCUAGUUCUGGAGUGAAGGUCUUCAAAAUCUGUUGCCUGCACCCAAACCCUUUGUUGUAUCCAAGGCUCUCAGCUGCUUUUGAAAUCUUAUGAGUAGAAUUGAAUUGGCUGGAAACUGGCUUUCUGAUAUUGCAGAUCUCAAAAGGAAGCUGCAAAGGGGCAUCUCUUGGGACCUAUAACUGAACGUGGUUGCAAACUCUUCAGUCUUGCCAUUAGUACUUGUAUGGUGGAUCCAGCCACCACUGAUGAUUGGGAUCUUCUUGAAAUCACUUCGCUGUGUUAUUUGCCCAGAAUGAUAUCGAUGUAAUAGUACUGUAGGCCCUUGACCCCAUCUAUUGGUUGCAGGAUCACAUACCUCUGUGUUUCAUGUUAGUUUUGUUUAGCACACAAGUGUGGCAGUCUCAUUUUGCUUUUUUAGAUGUGCUUGAUGUUGCUCAUAGGAAGUCAUUCUGUACUGCUCACUGAAUCAGUUGAUUCACUGACUGGAUAUCAAGGUUAUAUUUCUACUGCUGUUAAUGAUCCACAUCAUUUCAUGGAUGCCAUGAGUAUAUCCUGAAUAGCCUGCUUGUAAUAGUGCAUAACAUGAUAGAGGAUGUUCUCAGAGAAAACAUGGAGACUUCAUCCUUACAAAGACUGUGGUGAUGAUAAUGACAGAUGCAUCUGCCACAGUAGUUUAAAGGUGAGGUUGACUAGAUUUAUCAUUUAUAUUGUUUCAUUCACACCCUGCUACUAACUCAGUUUGGGAGUUUAAUGCUUCUGGGUUAUCACUAGGGGUCCUACCAAGCCACUCUGAUGAUGGGCAUUUGAAUUCCCACCAGAGAAUAUGCUGUGCCUUUGCCACGCCGUGCUUCUUUUAAGUGUUGCUCAAUGUGGAUGAGCACUAAUUUAUCAGCUAAAGGAGGACAGUAGGUGAUAAACAGGGGGAAGUUUCCAUGUCUGUGUUUCACCUGAUGCUAUAAGACGUUAUGGGGUCUGGACUCAAUGACAAAUCUCCAAAGGCUAUUCACUCCCACCAGUUUAGCACUUUGUGUCAUACCUGGUGGAGUUUCCUGCUGGAGAAACAGAACAUCCCCAUGAAAUACAGUAGGAGAUUCCUGGUAAUUGUCCUUAAGUUCUAGGAUAAAGGACUACUUGGCAUUUUUCUGAUGUUCCUUGCAAACAAGUUUUUGGAGAUUGUUGCAGGCUGACUCCAGCAAGCCAUCAUAUCUUUCUGCGCUGAUCAUCAGUCAGAUAUCACCCAUGCGUGGGCUACCUUGAGUCUUGCUGGCUUGUGUACGUGCUAACUAGCAGGGAGAAUUCAGACGGCAGCAAGAUGGUUUGCUGCUAUUCCGUCUGUGCAAAGUAGGUCAAGCUCAGAAUUUGAGCCCAGGAUAUUGGGUCUUGGGGCAGCUAUGUUUGUAGAUGAAACAGCUGUUUGAGCACAGGGAAGUCUACGUACAAACACUCACGUCCAUCACUGGCCAAACUGCUUUUAUUUAAGGUGGGUUUAGUUUUUAGCUUGACCAAGCUAAUCCAUCCAUCAUUGCUGCCAGUUGCCCACAGACCCUUUUGUUGGAGUCCAUUACUGACCGCAAUGCAGUGGCCAUCAUGGAUGCCUCCUUGUCAGCAUGACCAUCAAGAAAUUCACUAACAGGUAUGUUCCUCUAGCGCAGAUUGCUCCCACUUUAUUUGCUAGCACUUUGCAUUGGAUUACUGAGGCAGGCUUUCGGUGAACUAACUGCUGCUGAGGGUACGGGAUAGUAAUGCACAACACUCUCCCAAGUGCCCUCUGCUUUUAGACUCAGUCACGCAUGAUAAAUGUCUUCCUGAAACCAGAUCUUUCCAUGAGCUAUUUCUUUUGUUCUUUUAUGUCUGCAUUUUGUUAAAAGCCUGACUGUAUUCUACUUUGUCCAUUUUAUCUGCUUUCCAUAUAUUUAACUAUGUAAACUAGCAGCUUAGGUAGGAGAUCCAGAUUGUUACUAAUAUCAGUCACAUUUUACAUUUCCUCUUGCUUUACUUUCUUUUUUUAGAUACUGAUCUCCAGUGGUGAUUGUUCUUCAAUGUUGAGUCUUCUGACAGUUGGUUUCCCAGCAGACCAAUAUUAAUUUACAAGUCUCUGCCAAAUUUGUCAUGUUUUGAUUCUCAACUGUGACUGUGCUUACCAAAUUAAUUAAUUAAUUGACUGAUGCUUUAGUUGUUAAUCUUCAAUUUUUGUUUCUUUUCUGCCAUUUACCAUUUUUGUACACUGUAGAAUUAUUAGUGCUUUUAUAUUGUAUGUCUUUUCCAAUAGCUUAUAUUCACUAUUUAUAUAGCCCGUGUUCCUGUCUUAUCUUUUAUAUCUCUGUGUGUUACUUACAAAUCUCAUCCCAACCACACACCCCCACCUCCCAAAAAAAUUGGGUUCCCUUUAGAACAAUGAGAGAAGAUACAAGUAUAGAUGUUAGCAUCUGGAGUUGAUUGCAUUAUUACUUUGAGUGAAUUCGUCUCCCAUUGGCUUAUUAUGCAUAAAAUUCUGCAACCUAUUAGGUAUAAAUUGAAUUUGAUGCAAGUUGAGUUUAUGUGAUUUUCUUUUGGUUGUUUUAUUUUCAAAAGAUCUUUUAGAAGCACACCCAAGUCAUCAAAAUAGCCAGAAAAUGAAACAAAAACAACAGGAUUUUGGCAUAAGGGAUGGCCAUUCAGAUAUAAUAUAUGCAUAAUGUGUAGAGGGCUAGGAAACUCUGGAAUUCUUACCGCAAAUGCUUUGUCAUUGACUAUAUUUAAAGCUGAAAUCCAUAGAUUUUUUAGAUGUAAAGUAAAUGAGUGAAUACUAUGUUGAUUCAAAUACACUUGAUGGAUCUAAGAUGUUGUUUUCUCAGUAUUGUGAAGUAUAAGACGGAUCUGCAGUUCUAAAGCGUUGCAGCAAAUGUUGAUAGGUUAAGGGAAUUGGUAAACAUGUUUGUUAUUAUAAAGUAUUUGGUAAAGUAAUUAGGGAGAAACAGUUUGUGCUGUUGUGCAGCAGAGGACAUUACAAUUGAAACUAUGUACAGGCCAGUGGAGGAAGAUGGGGAAAUAAUGAGAUGCUCUUUAAAAGACUGCAUGUGUAUGAUGUCAGAAUGACUCUGUUCAUUUUUGUCUGUAAUCCAUCAACUUGGAUAAUGGAAAAGAAAUGUACUUGUGAGGAACUAUUUUAUGUGCAUCAGAGGGAUACAGUGUGUUGGCUGUUUACUCAGUUAGACUAGGAUAAAUUUAGUUGUUUCUGCUUUUUCCAUCAGUGGAAGCAAAUGCUGUCGGUUGACGGGGGUGGUGGUGAGGGAGUGAGACUGGCUUCUGCUUAACUAACAUUUCUAUAAAAUUGUUGAGACUGCUUAUAAAUUGACAAAGUGCCCCUACUAGAGUUGUCAAUAGGAACCUAAAAGAUUGCCACCCAAAUGAAGGUAAGCAUUUGAACUGUUCUAUUUGCAAGCUGUAGGUGAACCUGUCAAUCCAGUGAGACAGUUGCAUCUCUCCGUAUACACAUAACAGAAUACGUUAGCAGGAAAGCCUUCCACAUUUGGGGAAUUUUCUCUUGCUUUGCUUUGGGUAGUGUCCAUGUGGAAUUUGCACGUUCUCCCUGUGACCGUGUGGGUUUCCCACCAUGCCACAAAAGCAAAUUGCCUUGUGGUUUGGUGAGUGAUGGAAUGUAGAUGGGAGUUGAUAGGAAUUUAGGAAGAAUAAAAGGAUUGGUAUAAAAUUUUGUGCAAAUAGGUGCUUGUUGGUUGGUGUGGUCACCGUGGGCCAAAGGACCUAUUUCUGUGCUAUUUGACUCUGAUUCUGAGUACUCCAAGCUGUUUCACUGCAAAGGAUUACCAAAACAACCCACUUUAACGAAUUCCCAAAUUCUCCUUGCAGAAAUCUAAUGUUCUCACCAGCCCACCAGCACAGACUAGGAAUCCCUAGUAUGUGACUGAUCAGAGUGGAGGAAGAGCAUCUGGGAAGGCACUUAGUCUCUUUCACAGGAGCACACGUGGCCAUGUGUAAACAACACAGAGUUGAAAAAUAUCCCAAACAGCCCAUCCACCCAUCCUGCCUGUGGCCAUGUGAGAUUCAGCCAUGUCCAAGCCUACAAAAUAGAUCAGAGGCAACAGGUCAGCAGAAUCAUGGUUAAUUUCUGCUACAGGGUCCCCAGCACAUUAGCUGUUGCUGGGAGAAUGGAUUCUUCCCAGUGUUGUAAAACAACAUGAAACCUAAUGUGAUACUCUUGUAGUCGUGGAUAUUAACUUCCCAUAGAUCUUUCAAAGGAAAAGAUGAUCUAUUCUUUCAAAUCAUAGCACUGGGAGAAGGGAAAGUUAGCUGUUGCCAUAAAAAAAAUCACCUUUGAUUUGCAAUUAAGUAUGUUUACAUGCUCAUGUCCGGCAUCAGCAGCAUUGUACUGAUUUUAAAAAUAUGUAUCUGAUUUAAUCAGUUCAGUAUCGUACAUGCAUUGCUUGAAUGCUAUCAAUGUUAUGUCCUUGUACUCUGAAGGUUUAUAUAACAAAGCAUAUCUUUCUUCCCCCCCCCCACCCUACCCUUCCCCAUUGCCCCAAGCAUCUCUUCAUAAAAGCUCCUCCAAUUUCACCUCGCCUCCCCACGCCAACCCAAUCCACAGUUCAGUAAGAAUUUUCCAAGGGAGCAGUGUGAAGAGAUGUUGCCCUCUGUUGUACUUUUUCGCUGAUCAUGUGCUCUUGUUUUGCCUGUUGCAAAGCAAACACAUUCAGAAUGUGAUGACUUUUGUUUUAAACUGCUGUGUGGAAUCCAGAAGUGCAAGUAGCAGAAGCUGUUUCAAAGCCUCAUCCAGACAGGAGUUUAUCCUUGCCUCUGAACAUAAGAAGCAUGGGUGCAAGUCAAGAGAUAGGUGCAUGUUACAACACAGUACAUAUUCUGGCUCCAGUGUUGACAUGAGUGUGCAUAGUACUGGUAACACAUCCAUACACGCAACAAUUAUGACAAUAUUGAAAGUAUUGUGGAUUGCUGAUGCUCUAAAUUUGUUAUUUUCCUUCCCUGAAAAUGGAUGCAUUCUGUACAAUUAGACUGAAGAAUUGAUUCUUUUUACUUAAACCAGCUAAGUGCCUUUCGAGGUCAUAUUACCAACCAAAAAAGUGCUCCUCGUCCUGAAAGAAGUAGCAUUUUAUCUUUUCUUGGUGUUGCUGUGAUAAUGUGGGGCUUGUGAAAUGCUGAGGGAGAUGGUGCUGGUAUUCUGUAUGCCUCAGGUACAGAGAUGUUUUUGGUUAUUCGUGGGAAAAGGCAAUGGCUUCUGAUUAGCACUAACUGCAGUGUCACAACCUAGCACAAAAGUCUUGGCUGGCAUUCUUGGUACUGAAGAAAUACUGUCUCAUGAAUCUGAGCUGUCGCUGCCCUUAUGGAUAUAACAUAACCCCUGGCGUAUCCUGAGCAAGGGAAUAUGUUCCCUGUGUCCUCGGUCACCAUUAAUGAAGCAUCUGAUGAUUAUCACCUUUUUAAUUUGUGGUACAUUGCCUUGGCCUCAUUGGCUGCUGCGUUUCUAAUAUUAAAACACUGACUAUAUCUAAGGUACUCCAGUGGCUAUAAAGUGCUUUGGGAUGUCCUCAGAGGUGUGCGUGUGCUAUAUUAAUGCAACUCGUUUUACAGCUGAAAAUCCUCUCUGGAAUUGGCCCAAGAUUGACAGCGUUUUGAAUAGUAAUGUAUGGUUUUUAGAUAUUGUAGAUAAUUGCUCAACUAAUAUGCUACUUAUUUACAGCAGCAGCACUGAUACAAAUCCAUGCCCACUGUUCAAUUUGCUCUAAUGCAUGAAAAGUUGCCUAAUUACUUCUCAUGAAAAUUUUUUUUGCUAAGCUUAUCUGAAGGAUAGAUUAAACUUGGGCUGGUCCCAAACACAGGAUUGUUUAAUCAUUCAUUACCUACAUAACAUCAGGUAAAAGUAUAUAACUUGUUUAACUAUUAAUAUUUGUAAUACUGAAUUAUAUUGCCCAUAUUUUCUUUGUAACCAGUAGAUUAGGUUGACACAUCAAUAUUGAAUCACUUAAACCGGGAGUUGCUAAUUCUUGUGUAGCUAAUAAUUCCUAAAAAAUCACUACAUGAUCCAUGAUGUAUUUUCUAAUGUGCAAGAAGAAGUUGUAUGCAGUUUGUUAAUAAACUUAAUGUUUUUGUUUGUGUGGUGUGCUUUGAUGUUCUGUUUUACUAUCUAAUGGAGUAUACUGCUAGUAUUGCCUGAUAUCAUUGGACUGCCCAUACACAGGUUAUGUGCAGGUGGGUGGUUUUGGAAUUGUAACCCUGCACAGUUCACUGUACAAAGUUAUAUAUUUUUUUUGCAACAGUGCUUAUACUAGGAUUUUGUUAUGGAUUUUCUUUUAUCAAAUCCUCAAAUAGUCAAGAUAAGUUAGAAUUUGUGUUCUCUGCACUAAUUUUCCAGUGGUGGUUAUUAUUAUUGCACAAAUCCAACCUAUGUACAUUUAAAACAGAUGUACAAAGGCAUAAGUAUUUAAAGUUAGAAUUUUAUUUAUUAGCGAUAUAGUCUGGAAUAGACCCUUCCAGCCCUUUAAUCCACAACACCCAGCAGUCCCUAAUAGUCCCAAUUUAACCCUAACCUAAUUACAGGACAAUUUGCAAUGGCCAGUUAACCUACCCUGUAUGUCAUUGGACAAUUAACCUACCCUGUAUGUCAUUAGACAGUGGGAGGAAACCAGAGCACUUGGAGAAAACCUGUGCAUUCCACUCCACCCACAGAGAACGACAGAAUAUUUCAUUUUCAGGUGCAUUAACUUGCCCUUCCCCUUCGCUCUAGACACUUGGCCUUGUUCUUUUCAAUAGAAGUUGAAUAUAUGUCAAAAAAAUCAUAUAAAGAUAAGGCCAUUGUAUUUCUUUUAUCUACACAAUAUCUUUGUGGUAUUAAGCUUGGAAGUAAUGUAUGUUACUGGCUAGCGUACUUUAAUGUACCAACUAAGGGACAAUUACUUUAACUCCAAAGUAUCGUUGGUUGUUCUAUUGACUUAUAACAUCUGUAUUGUGAAUAGUGAUUAAA